Molecule: messenger RNA, 1221 nt
Organism: Saccostrea echinata
Lineage: Eukaryota; Metazoa; Mollusca; Bivalvia; Ostreida; Ostreidae
Product: galactoside alpha-(1,2)-fucosyltransferase 2-like
Exons: 4
Coding region: 1-1221 (406 amino acids)
Biological process (GO): carbohydrate metabolic process
Cellular component (GO): membrane
Molecular function (GO): galactoside 2-alpha-L-fucosyltransferase activity
Source: RefSeq, a predicted model, not a curated record
AUGUAUGACACAGCUAUUUGGGCACCUCUAAAUUCUUCAUCUCCCAGGUACAGGGAGAGUACAUUAAUAGGCAAACACUUCAGUAGUGAUCUAAAUAUUUCUGAAGACGAUAUGAAAAACUUUUCUGUGAAUUCUAAACGAUAUACAAUAUAUGUAGUUGCAACUUUGUUCGCAACAGUGCUUUACCUCAGUUUGUUGCUAUCAGUGUUUCAAAGAAAGGAACUGGUCAAUUAUUUUCCAUCAUUCCACCUGAAGCUUAUCGCUUCCAGUACUACAAAAGAGGUUUUAUCAGAUGCCACCAAGGAAGUUUCUACAUCGCCAAACACUGCUAAUACGUUGCCUAUCACAACCAAAUUUAUCUUCUCAGAUGCAUCCAAAACAAAUUCAUUGACUGAGAUUUAUGUGUGUCCCACGUUUGAGGGAAGACUUGGAAAUAAUUUAUUCCAGUUUGCGUCAGGUUUUGGCAUCGCUGUCUCCAAGGGUUUGAAGUUUGUGAUAGGAGAGAAAGACCGAGUAUAUAAAAUGCUACAAUUGAAAAAUAGUAAACACCUUCUGAUCAGUAAAGACAAAAAAGAAUGUAUCAAGGCAAAAGUUCGAAUAGAGCGCCGUAUGUGUUCAUACGAUGACCAGAUAGGAAACUUUACACCAAAUGCAACAUUCAGAGUUGGAAAUUAUCUACAGUCAUGGAAGUAUUUUCAUAAUGCCUCACGGGAAUUACGAGAACAGUUUAAAAUCUGGGUUGAUCUUCAGAAAAAAGUGGAUCAUAUAAUUAAAGUUAUCGUUGAGAAAUUCAACACAACUCGAAAGAAUGUGACUUUAAUUGCUAUCCAUAAUAGACGUGGUGACUACUUAAGUAGAUAUUCGAAUGGUUAUAACGUUGCAACCAAGGAAUACUUUGAGAAAGCUAUGAAAUUUUUCAGUAAUUAUUCUAAUCCUCUUUAUAUUGUUUGCUCCAAUGAUUAUAAGUGGUCUAGGGCCAACAUUCCUAGGAACUACAAGGUAGAGUUUAUACUUGGGAAUUUACCGGAAGUUGAUUUGACUUUAAUGGCUUCAUGUGAUCACAUGAUAUCGUCGGUGGGUACCUAUAGCUGGUGGGCAUCAUGGUUCAAUAAGGGGAAAGUGACUUACUACAAAUGGCCGGCAAGAGAAAGAUCUGGCCUCCGUGUUCAUUUCAGCUCAGAUUAUAUGGAUUAUUUUUAUCCACAUUGGAUAGGAUUAUGA